Messenger RNA from Jaminaea rosea, 1529 nucleotides. RefSeq lists its product as hypothetical. The record is from RefSeq and is a predicted model, not a curated record. The coding region runs from base 12 to 1214 and encodes 400 amino acids. The transcript has a single exon. Lineage: Eukaryota; Fungi; Basidiomycota; Exobasidiomycetes; Microstromatales.
AAAAGGCGUUGAUGGACGAGAAGCUCGCGCAUGGAAUUAUUGGGGAGCUGCGGGCGAUGGAGGUGGCCGAGGGUAGUGCCUCACGAAGCAGAGUACUGGAGAUCGAUGCAGACAAGGAGGUAGCUCCUGGGUCUCCAGAGUCUCUUAGCCCAGCGCAGGUGGCUCUUCAAGCAGCAGCUGCGGCUCCCGACGACGUCGCGAUCAAGCCCGGCUUCGGGUUGCGAUUGCGACGUCGGCUUACUUCAACCGCAUCUGCCCCCACGGCCCCUCUCUCGACAAAGCCAUCUCCUUCUUCUGCCGCCCCCACGCCGACGCGCUCUCGACCCGCACCACGACGAGCAGUAUGUCUAGACUGCGACGAAGCAGAAGCAGAGCGACGCCACGAAGCGGCCGUCAACCCGCAAGUAUCGAAAGCUGCUGCAGGCCACUCGGCCAAGAGCUCCACCCCUCAGACGGAUCUCCUACUCGGCCUAGGCAACCGUAUGAAAGCUCUCGGCUUCAGCUCGGGUGCUCUGGCGAGCUCUGCCUCCUUCAGCACCUCGAGCACAGCAGACCAAGUAGCCAAGCGUGACCUCUCAGCCCUUUCCAGCCUACAGAGCUCCUCAAGCGGCCCUGGCGGCCUCAUAGGCGUUACAGCUCUGAACCUGCUCACCUCUCCGCCGACCGGCCUGCCCGGCGCAGCGAUGUCCGCAGGCCUAGACGCAAGCGGAGCCCUUCCUGCGCUCAGCUCUCUCUCGCACUAUGCAGUCCGCGCAAGCGGAAGUGAUCUUGCUCUCCACCCACCACUGGACAGGAUGGCCCUCUUCGUCCACUGGUGGGGAUACGAGCUCACGCUCCCUGCCCCCACUAUGUCCUACCUAGGGACGGCCCGCUCCGUCUCCGGGGCGUUCUUGAACUUCUUGUCAACUAUGGUGGUGACGGGAGGCGUGCCUGAGAUGCUCCCAUUCAUACGGUACAUCAGCAUGGCGAUCGAUGUGGAGUUCAAGGCCAUUCAGCAGGCGGAUAGGGGAAAGGGAGUGGUGCUUGCGGCUACGUGGGUCAUACCGCUUGCCCUUGUGCCAAGAGCGUGGGAUUUUGAGAUGGGCGGUACAGCACCGCAGCCGCCAGCCACUACACCAGGGCAGGAUCGCGGUAGUGAGACAUUACCUCCGGCUGGUGCUCAGAAGACGACGCCCGUGACGCGACCUCGAAAGUCGUCGUUGAUGAAGGGGUGAGCGAGUGCUUUCCCCACAGCUUCCCUUUGCGUUCUGCACCUCUUUUUUCGACCCCUUGCGCAAUGUGAUACCCUUGACUGUAUGCUCUUCCCCAUUCCCCACAAUGCGCUCGAUGACGCUCUCGUGCUUCAUGCUAGCGCGCUACUUUGGGUAGCAUCAAGCUCGAUCUGAUGAUGUGGAGUCUUCGCAAGGGUGCGGCACUGCUGUCGCUUGUGCAUCGAUUUCGCCAACCAAGGCACGGGACGCGGAGCGGCUAGCGGCGACGGCGGCGGAGCGGGGAGUAAUGUGCGGCCAAAGUGGAUGAACGGCAGGUGG